UGCUUGCGAGUUUCCAAGAAGAGUUGAUGUAGUGCAAAAUUAUUGUGCCAUAAGCUCGAUCAGAGUCUAUAAAGAGCGACCCUUCAGCACCAGCUCCCCACACAGCAAAUAGUUAUUCACAAGAAACCACGCAAGAGAGAGCAGGAGAGCGAAAGUCAGCGAGCCAUGAACCUCGCGGUGGCCGCCGUCAGCUCUAUCAUCCCCAUGCUGGGCAGGCUCCUCACCAAGGAGUACAACCUACAGAAGAGCGCCAAGGAAGAUGUCAAGUAUCUGCAGAGAGAGCUCAUGAGCAUGCACGCCGCCCUGAGAGCCAUCGCCGAGGUGCCGCCGGACCAACUUCCCUGGCAGGACAUGCUCUGGGCCGGCGACAUCACGGAGCUGUCCCACGACAUCAAGGAUCUCUUGGAGAGCUUCGAUGCGUGCGUCGCCGGCUCCGUGCCUCCCCCCGACGCGGGUUACUUCCAGGUGCUCAAGGUAAAAAUGGCCAACUUGUUCAAGAUGGCCAAGGUUCGCCGUGAGAUUGCCACCGCGGUGAAAGGUGUCAAAGAGCAUGUGCAAGAAGUGGCCAACCGAGAUGACAGGUAUAGAUGUCGUGGCGGUGGUGCAGCCCCACGGACUACAACCACCAUCGACCCUCUUCUGUUGGUUCUGUACGGAAACCAGAAGACGGUUGGCAUGGAUGCUGCAAGGGACAAGAUUAUGGCCAAGUUGGUACAUGGUGCAACUGGGCUUCAGAUACUCUCCAUAGUUGGGUUUGGAGGGCUGGGUAAGACCACUCUGGCUAAAGCAGUAUAUGAUAUGGCUGCAAAAAUAAAAUACGAUUGUAGGGUUUUUGUGUCAGUCUCUCGGAAUCCUGACAUAAGAAAGAUUUUUAGAAAACUGCUCUUCCAGUUUGAUGUGGAAACGUAUAUACGUUUCAAUCAAACGGAGUUGGAUGAAACGCAGCUCAUCAGUUUACUGCGACAAUCGAUAGGGGCCAAGAGGUACUUAAUCGUCGUUGAUGAUAUAUGGGAUACCAAUGCAUGGGGGCUAAUCAGUUUAGCUUUUAUGGAUAAUAACACCAGAAGUAGAAUAAUCACAACAACCCGCAAUUUUGAUGUCUCUAGAGCAUGUUGCUCUUUUGAUAAUGAGCUUAUCCAUACAAUGGAACCUCUCUCUGAAGGUGACUCCAAAAAGCUCUUCUACGAGAGAAUAUUCGCAAGCGAGACUGGAUGUCCUCCUGAACUGGAGCAGGUCUCCACAGAGAUCUUGAAGAAAUGUGCUGGAGUGCCAUUAGCCAUUAUUGCUCUAGCUGGCCAUUUGACAAGUAAUCAGCAGAUAAAACCAGAAGGUCAAUGGCAUGACUUACUUAAUUCUAUUGGUCGUGGGCUUACAAAUGGUGGUAGUGUGGAGCACAUGAAGAAGAUAUUAUCAUUCAGCUAUUAUGAUCUCCCAUCCCAUCUGAAGACUUGUUUAUUGUAUCUAAGUAUAUUCCCAGAAGACUAUUACAUUGACAAGACUCGGUUGGUGAAAAGAUGGAUAGCCGAAGGGUUUAUCCAAGGUGAAGACUUAUUUGAGCUCGGUGAGAGCUAUUUCAAUGAGCUUGUCAAUAGAAGUAUGAUCCAACCGAUAAACAUUGACACCGAUGGUAGGGCAAAAGGCUGUCGUGUCCAUGACAUGAUGCUUGAUCUCAUAUGUGAUUUGUCGAGUGAAAAUAAUUUUAUCAGUAUAUUGGAUACUAUCAAGGGAGACUGGUCUUUCAAAAGAAAUAUGCGCAGGCUGUCCCUCCAGAAGAGAAUGACAGAGCUCACCAGCACUCAACUGUCUACAACGAGCAUGUCACAAGUGAGAUCCUUCACCGUUUUUAGUCCUGCUAUUAAUCAGAUGCUUUCUCUUUCACUAUUUAAAGUUUUGCGUGUGUUGGAUCUAGAAGAUUGUAAUCUUGGAAAUGAUCGUGGUCUUAACCUCCAUUGUGUCGGGAAUUUGUUACAACUGAGGUACCUAGGAUUAAGGGACACAAAACUCCGUGAGAUCCCGACGGAAAUAGGAAAUCUCCGGCUGUUACAGAUAUUGGACUUGCAUGGGGUAGAUGCAGAAAAAUUGCCAACGGGUGUUGUUGGCCUAAGUUAUCUGAUGUUUCUACAUCUUAGAGAAAAUACAGACCUACCAGUAGGCUAUAGGAAUUUGACGUUCCUCCAAGAGCUAACCAAAGCAAACUUCAGUGAUGAUAUGGAAGGGCUGCGCUUCCUGACAGAGCUGAGGGUGCUUUCCUUUAGUUGGCCAUCAGGGUGUGGUCCCGACAAAAUUGAUAUUUUGGUAAACUCCCUAAGGAACCUGGAAAAACUACAAAGCCUAGAGAUUACAUCUGAGAGCAUUGAUCUCAUGGAGAGCAGCUGGAUGCCCUAUCCAGCGCAACAACUCCGUAGGCUUGUGUUGCAUGGAUGGUUUCAUAAUCUGCCAGGAUUUAUUAGUUCUUCAUGGCAUCCCCGCCUCUCCUACCUAUGGAUAGAAGUCCGCAAACUGCAACCGUGGGACAUUCAUGACCUUGGGACUCUGCCAGCUCUUCGUUAUCUCUACCUGAAGUCAAUCUUGGACACUGCCAUGGAAGAGCGUGCCACGCAAAGCUCCCCGCUUAAUAUUGAUGGAUUCCCUUGCGCGACAGAGUGCUGGUUCGAAGGUGUUACAGUGAAUCCAUUAGGGUUCCGGCCAGGAACUAUGCCUAUGGUUCGAUGCCUUGCGUUCGGUGCCCAAGUGUGGAACAUCCUCGAUAUACGUCAUUCGAUAAAGCACCUAGGUCCAGAUGGCUUGGAGUUGGACUACUUGAGCUGGAGCAUAAUGCACCUCUCUUCGCUCGAGCAACUCUCCGUUGAUCUACAUGGCGAGGAGGCUAGCAGCGCAAGGUAUACUAGAGCGGAGGCCGCGCUGAAGCACGCGACGUACAACCAUCCCAACCGUCCCAAGGUCAACAUCUGGAGUCCUAGAGGCUGAAGAGCUGAAGAGCUGCAGCCCCACGAGCAAGGGCACUCGGCCUCUGCAUGCUACAGCUGCGUAGCAUGGGAGGUGUGAUCGAUUUCGUCGCAAUCAGCUUCAUCUUUAAUGUUCUUUCGUCGCAAUCAGCUCCACCUGCAUUGUUGCUUCAUUGUUCCUUCGGCGUCAAGAAGAAGUUUUGUCUCCCCCGUAAAGAAGACAAAAAAAGAAAAGUCUGGUGACAUUGCAUAUGUUUGCGCCCUCUCUGCUUUUGGGUUCGUGAAUUCAAAAACCGUUAAAUUUGUACGGUUCGUUCGCGCAUCAUGCGUGCUGCUAGCUAGCUACCUGGAUUGAUUGAAUGUAUUGGGUGGCAAAAUUAUGAUGUACAUCUUGAUUGUGAUUUCUUGGAAAGUUUUCCUUUCUCUUCAAAGGAGCAGCUUAAUACUUUUCACGUGGAUUAUUAAAUAAUUCUUGAGAUGAAUUCACGAGGUUUUCGCGCAACUUAGGUGGAGCAUUAAUUAGCUAUUAGAUGAGAUGUGUGUAUAGACAUGAGGCUAAUAUAACAUGAUCUCAACAUAUGC
Messenger RNA from Aegilops tauschii subsp. strangulata, 3527 nucleotides. RefSeq names its product disease resistance protein RGA5. Gene Ontology annotation, biological process: defense response to other organism. Gene Ontology annotation, molecular function: ADP binding. The record is from RefSeq and is a predicted model, not a curated record. NCBI's taxonomy places the organism in Eukaryota, Viridiplantae, Streptophyta, Magnoliopsida, Poales, Poaceae.